Messenger RNA from Lepisosteus oculatus (spotted gar), 10732 nucleotides. RefSeq names its product serine-rich coiled-coil domain-containing protein 2. Gene Ontology annotation, cellular component: microtubule cytoskeleton. Gene Ontology annotation, molecular function: microtubule binding. The record is from RefSeq and is a predicted model, not a curated record. Gene Ontology annotation, biological process: microtubule bundle formation. Lineage: Eukaryota; Metazoa; Chordata; Actinopteri; Semionotiformes; Lepisosteidae.
UUAUCGCGAGUGACGUCACUGUCAGCUGUGGCCGCGUGUGUCUCGGAGAAAGACCGGGGAGUCACCGGGAGAGAGAGAGAGAGUCUCACAGCGGUGCGAGAAAGAAGCAGAAAAAAGGCAGAAUAUUUGGUAGAGAAGAAGACCAUAAGAGGCCUGUAAGACCCCUGAGACGUGUGGCCAGCAAAGCGGUGAAAACGGGGAGAGAGCUGUUGUUCUGAAAUCGUCCAGGUGAUUUUUCGGAUGCUCCGCCCUAGUCGGGGGUGAGUGAAGCGAGAGAGAGAGGGGAUGUUGGAAUUGACAACACACCACACAUCAUCAUCGCCGAUUGCCCUCUGAGCGAGAACUGUUAACUCAUUGGUUUCUGGGAUCACCGGAAACCUUGGUUUCCACCCAGCGUGGCCGAGACAGUGGACCGUUCAGACUCAUCCCUUGUGGUCGCUGUAUCGUUUUGUGUGUUGAAACCACAGCUGGAUCAAGCACUUGACGAGCUUGACCGUGUUUUUGCAAACGAUCACCUCGCACACUGGGGCUGUUCCUGCUGGGGACUGCGUGAUACAAAAACGGAUUCGACCCCUAAGAAACACAUUUUUGAAACUGUACCGUUGCUGGGUACGACCCAUGGCGAGAAGGAUAUUGGCUACAUCAGCCUACGACAACUGCUGUUAUAACUGACGGAAGAGGAUAGAAUUGAUCCAGUUGAAAAAGAAAUAUUACAUCUCCCUUAGGUUCAGAAGGAAGCUGUGCCUGUGUUCUCAGUUUGUUUUAUGUUAUAGGGUGACUCACAUAACCUUAACCUCAUUGUGGACUAUUUAGGCUUGUACAAGUCUUCUUACCUACCGGUAUUUACUAACGACACUGCUGCUCGCUGCCCAUGCUGUUUGGAUAGCCGAGUCGUGUUCCUCUGGGCACAAAACACGCCGGUUCGUUUCUUCUGACUCAUUGCACACCCUCUGCCUUUGGAUUCAGCAUGGCUGAUAACAUGACAUCUGCCGUGCUUUAAGACCAGCCCUCCCUGUGCAGAUCAAUGAGCCUGCUUGAGGCUGAUGGAAGAGAAGGCACUCAGCAAGCCCAGCAUGGUCUCCAAGCUUCCCAAAUUUGGUGUUCGGCCUCCAGGGUCCAGCCUGCUACCCAAUGGCUCUGGCUCUGACCAACGUAAUAGUGCUCCUGAGGGCAAGGGGUGUCCUGCAGCCCGGCAGAAUGGAGUGGUGCGGAUGUCCUCCUUUUCCCUGAAGUGGAAAAAAGGCAGCGGAACUUCAAGCUGCCUGACGAGCCCCGAGGAAAAUGCAGAUUCUGUGGAGAAAGUAGAGGAGGGAGGCAGCGGUCGGCUUCAGCAGCAGCAGUUGGUUCCAGUGAGAGAGAUUAAGAAGCCCAGCGCUCCAAACAUCAAGUUACGGAAGACAACUGGAGCCUCAACAGCCCCCAAACCUGUAUCCCAGGCAUCCAGUGCUGGCUCAAGAGGGGGCUCAAUCGCUGGCCGGCCCCUGUCUGGACAAAAUUUCUAUAGCAGCAAGGCAGGUUUGAAUGGCCUUGGUAAUGGUAGCACUAGCCGGUUUGGGUCGGGUUUGCAGAGGCCGAGGGCCAACUCGGGCUCGGCGCGAAGCAGCUCCAGGGAAAGCCUUACCCAGUCCAGCGACAGCCUCAAGUCCCUGUGUUUGGACAAUAUUGUGCGCUCCCAGAGCUUCUCCCACUUCAAACAGCUCCCCUCCCCUCCUAGCCUGUCCAUGACCCGCUCCUACUCUUUCAACAAGGCAGUGGAAUUGGCCAAACCUCUUGCAAACCCUCAAUUGCACAACAAAACCAAGCCUACCACAUCUGCUCCUGUCCUGCCCAAUGGGAGGGGAGGGGGAGGAGGAGGGCCCGCCAGGGCCCCUUUGACACGUCCAGUGGGUAACUCCAGUACCGCGCCCUCCCAUGGCGCCCUGAAGAAACCACUGCUGCCGAACUGCAUGCUGGGCAAGCCCUCGGUGCUCAGCUAUAGGAAGACGCGCCCCUCCCUGGUCAAACCUUCCCGUCCACUGCUUGCAGGGAAGGUGGGUGUAGAGACAGUGGCAGUUGAGGGGCAGGGAGAGUCAGGGGUUGGGAAAGGAAACCUGGAAGAACCUUCACCCACCACACCUGAGGCCAAGGACCCCAAAGACACUGAGAGACCAGAGUUCCUUGACCGGCUGGAGGAGGGGACAGCCUAUACUCUGAGGGAGCAGGAAUCAAACAUGCGGUACCUGGGCGAGGGUCUCGAGGACAUGUCCCUCUCCUCUACUUCCUCUCUGGAGCGCAAUGACACAAGCGAGGAAUACCUGGAUGAUUUUGAUAACCUGGGUAAUGGAGGUGGGAUGUUACUACUCCCUGCCUCUGUUGAAGGCCUUCUUCAAUCACAGCCUGAGAUGGAUGACAAUGUGCCUGGGAACAGGGAGGAUGGUACUCCCACACAGACGCACCUCAGUGGCUUCCUAUCUGAUGGCAUGGACUGGGUGGAGGUGGGGCUGCCAGGCACAGGCAGUGAGGAGGGUUAUGGGCUAUUGGAAGGGCCCAAUGCUCCAUUCUCUCUUUCCCCUGAGGGAGACUUUCCUGCCGGUUCGUCCCUUGAGCUCUCCCCUUCUGACAGCUCUGGGGGGACUUACAUGUGGGAUGAAGAAGGCAUGGGGGACCCACUGGGCCCUGCCACCCACCCCUGUGGUAGCUAUGAUGACUCUGACAUCAACAGCAUGGACAUCUUGAACAAUCUGGACAACUUGGACUCAUGUGACCUUGAGGACGAUGACCUCAUGCUGGACGUGGAGCUUCCUGAUGAUGGCUCCCUAAACAGCGGAGACGCUGACGGGAUGUCCCAGCUGGAUCGCUCCGAGCGAGGAGGGCGGCAGGGGCACUGGAGAAGAAGGCAGCACCGGUGGAGUGGCCCAGAUCACUUCCACAGUGACACCAGGGGUGCUGGGUUCCUGGGCUCCACGACUGGGCCUUUUGAGGGGUAUGGAUCCUCCGGGUCGAGCCGGGCUGCCCCACGCCCUUUGCAGCCUCUGGGCUGGCAGGAGAACACAGUGAUGCUGGACGAGCUGACGCUAAGACACAUGGCCCAGGACUGCACCUCAGUGAAGACACAGCUGCUCAAACUGAGGAGACUGCUGCAGAUGGGAGAUGGUGGUACUGUCCAGGAUUCCCACCUGUCUGGAGCCUCAAGUCCUGAUCCUCUGGAAGACUCCAGGGUUCCCCUGCAGGUGGAGGAGCUAAUGAAGGAAGUUCAGCAGCUGAAGGAGGAGCUGAAGAGUAAAGAUCAGACCAUUGAACAGCUGAGGCAGCAAGCGUCUGUGCUCGCCCAGCCUGCGAGAUGUCACUGUCAGCACAGAGUGCCAGAGGUGAAGACCGAGAGGCGCACACAUCAGGACAAGGCCACCCAAACCCCCUGGAGAGGGAACGCCCCUCAAAUACUACAGCCUUCCAGCCGCUACCGCACCGAGCUCCUCGCCCAGGGAAGACUAGCAAAAACAGCCCCCACAGAGGACCACAGUGACCGUGCUGAGCCUGCCGGGGCUGAGGAGCAGCCUUCUUCUCACUCCGGCCCAGAUGCUUCUGCUGAUACCAUCAAUCCCGCUGCUGCCACUGCUGUAGACCUACCAGCCCCAGCACCUGACCCAGACGAGCACAGCCCGGUCCUGAGUACACGGCUCAAAGUCAGCAGUGCUAUGUCUUCUGCUGCUAAGCCUGGGCCCACAGGGACAGCCCUGCUCCCGGGCCCCCCUAGAGGGCCUUUGACAACUACUGCUUCUGCUCCACAGAGAAUCCAUGGCAACGGACCCCCACGAAUCCUGCAGCCGCCUCGCUUUUACACCAGAGUGUCCGUCCCUGCCCUUCCGCAAGAGGGUAUGUGUGGGACUGCAGGCAGUCUGCAGGAAGGAAGCAAGGCCACCUCCAGACUGCUGGCACCAUACUCUUCAGCGAACCUGAAAGUGAAACAGCACCCACCUCCUUCCCAGGGCACCCAGGCUUUAAGCGCAGCACAGGCCAUUGGCCACUCCAGGCCCCUGGGGCGCAGAGACAUCGCAGCACAGCAGGACCAGGAGAAAGGCGUUCUCAAAGCAAGGGACCUGCUUCCCACCAAUCACUCCCGUCUCCCCAAGCCAAAGAUUCACUGACUUCCUUGACGAUGCACAAAAAGAGGAGGGCCACUGACUCCCAGGCCUGCAGGCCAUUCCGGGGUGAGGUCUGGCUGCCUGUGUUCGCACUCCUGGGGCUGAAACCUCAGUCUUAGAAGUUUUCAUUUAUUGUCAUUUUCCUUUUAAACUGCAGUAGAUUAAACAUAACUAUGAGGAAGAAACUAAAUAAGUAACAUCUCCUUGCAGAAACAAGAACUUCCCUCCAUGUUCAGUGCCUGGUAGUUUCUCUGUCAGUUUCUCCCCUACAGAGUACAGCUUAUCUGCCAUAAAACAGAAAUACAGUUCAAUAUGUUCCUCUCUGUGGCUUCCUCAUCCCUGCUGAAUGUCCUGCUGAAUGUACUGAAGUCUGCUUGCUUCCUAUGGGGGUUAGUGUGUGACGUAUGAGAUUCACAUUUUUAUGGACUUGGAGCUUUAUCUUGUAUAUUGUUUCAAAAAAAGUUCCAAGAUGUAGCAGUCUGGCAUAUUGGCGUUUGCUUGCAUAAGCUCUGAAACUAAAGGGUAGUCCUGUUCCUUGAUAGAAUGAAGGGUGCGUUUUGAUUGUUCUGGGGUGAAAAUCUUAACGUAACAAACCGUUUGCUUAAUGACUAGGUCUUGACAGCCGCAGACAGAUUCAGUGUGUGUCACAAUCGAUAUGGCAUCUCAAAGGUUAAGCAAGAUUUAGUCAAGUGGUUUUAGACCUAGUAUAUUCAAGAGUGAAUUCUUCUCUUAUUUCCUCUGAAAUGUUUAACUUUCCACAGUCCUUGUAGGAACCAUUGAACUGUAAAUAAAUUGUGUUAACCGCAGCUGUGUUCGGAAGAAAAACUUGCACGGUAUUCUGACUGACUUUUUGACUUCAGAAAGGAGCAGGCAUCACAAAUGUGUUGGGGAAAAAUACAUUUUGGUAACAUUAUUUAGAACUUCUUGUACUAUUCCAAGAAACAGUUUUUCAAUGGAAGUAAGCAGUUGCUCAUUUAAUGUUGUGAAACUUGUAAGAAGUUGUGGAUGAUGUAGCCCCCAAAUACAGCUAGUGUUUUAUUAAGACAUGUUAUUAUAAACUGAGAUCUUUGUAGCAGCUGUGGUGUUAUUAGAUGUUCAGCACACUGGGGCUGCACAGCUCGGAAAAUGCUUACCUGUUAACCGCUAUCCUGGCCUGGUGCAUUUAAUCCUGAAAUUUUCCUCUAAUAUCUGGCAAAAUGUCCUUUUUUCUGUGAACAGAUCUGCAGAGUACCAUACUGUUCCCUCCAGGUAACAGUGCUGUUCUUGUUGACUUUUUAUUUAUGAGAACCGCUGAGGUUAGGCUCUGUGUAAGCACAGCAGUUUGAGUGACAUCUCUUCAUGGAAGUUGUCAGGCUCACACUCUUUUUAGGCUUCCCAUCUUCCCCAAAUUAAGGCAUUUCCUUUCCCUUUUUAUGCACUACUGGAUGAGAGCCCUCAGAGGAAUGUUACCAAUAUUGCUAUUUUUACUACAGUGGUCAGCAGAGAAUAAAUGUGCUGAGCAAGUGUCAUAGUGUACACUGUAAAUAACAACGCUUAUAAUGCAUUUCUCUGCAGGCUAACAUGGACCGUAUAGACCUAAUGAUGGCUGACCUUGUGAUUCACUACUUUACAUGCGCUAUUUUGUGCUGUCUUCAGAUAAGCGUGUUAGCGUAAUCACGGAUGAGGGCUGGUGCCAGAAAUCGGGUGAUGUACAUGUCAGGGAUUAUGAGCACAGUGUGUGUUUUUCCAGAGCCUGGGUCAGCAGCAUUUGUCAGUCAUGUGCAGAGCAGCUUGUUUUAAUCCAGCCAUGCUCUCUUCAACAAAAGAGAACAAAAAAUAACAUGCCCUGCAAGCCUGAGUCAUUUACAUAGAUUGCGUAGAAGGCAGAGAAGAGUGACCAAAUCUUAGAACCGUACUAUGCAUUAAUAAGCCCUGCCUCCUUUGAAUGAGUACCUCCAGCAACAGUUUACACAUGAUGCCUAUUGUCACUGGUAUAAACAUCAGCGUCUUGCAUCAGGCUCAGUCCACAAGGCACAAGUCCAAGCUCUGCUCUAUAAGUCUGUGCUUGUACCUGUUUUAUUUGGUGCUUGAUGUCUUCUUACAGCUAUUAUCUCUCAUAUUGCUCAUUUUAAUGGGACAGGGCUCUGUAGGUUUUGUAGGGCUGCCGCUGUGGUUGUUUAUGCAUGUCCAGGAUUUAAAUAUACAGCACACAGCAAGACGUUUAUAUGUCCAGUCUAAAAAACAGCUCAAGUGAUUUAAUACUUUAAUUUAUUACUAACCUUUAGUUUAAUAUAAUAUUGAAAUAAUGCUAUAAGUUCUCAGUUGAUAAAGUUAACAAAAAACAUACAUAACACAGCUGCCUUGCAUUUGGGAGAUAUUUGGGGAAGCAUUUUGUGUGUGUCUGUGUGUGUGUGGAGGGGGGGUGAGACAUCCUACCAUAUUGCAUGGAUCCAUAAUACUGGCAUGCAGAACUUUUGUGUGCACUGGAAAAGUCAUUUUCUCUAGGGCAAGCAUCUUUUAGCAUUGUAUUAAAAAGAGUCAGUGCUGCACACACUGCAACGCUUCAUGUGUUAAGAAUUGGGAGGAAUGGGCUCCAGUACUUUUAACAGAAUGCAGUAUUUUUGAGUUUGUUUAAUUUUAAAAACCCAGCAAACUGUGUAGAAUUUUGUACUUCCCCUGUGUCAGUAAAGUGUAUUUUUGAGAGAUGGCAGGCAGUCAGACAGAUCAGAUGAGCCUGUCCAAUUAAAUUGGGCAAAUCUCCUCAUAAAGAGGCAGGACAGUUCAUAUUUGCUUUUUACAACCAUCAGACGUCCACUUCAAACUGUUUGCAUGAUUAACUUGAAUCCACUUAUCAGGAGGAACAUUUUUAAAGGCUGUUUAAAAGUAUUAAAUGCAUAUGGCAUUUUACAGCAUCUAUAAAUCCCACCUGUUUCACGCUGCACAGUCUGACAGACAUAUACUUUAAUCCUUGACUGUAUAAGGAGCUCUUGUUUAACGGUGUUUAUAAAUUUGCCGGGAGUUUACAUCAACAACCUGUUAUUUAUAUAAAAUCCCACUUGAAAUAGUUAAUGUAGUUUAGCUGUACCUGAAACUAGAACAGGAACUGACUCACAGAUGAAAGACUUUUUUCUCAUUUCCACUGGAGAAGAGGGAUGUUACUGCCCUGGUUGCCUCCUCUCAAGCUCCUUUCUGUGUGAAGGAGAGGCCUUGUGCUGCAGCUUCAUUUCUCUUGGUCUUUAGGACCGUCUUAUUAAUCUCCUAGAGGACAGGAGUGUCUUUGUGCUGUCUUUCCACCCAUUACCUCACAUUGGCCUAAUUGACAAAUCCAGCGUCCCUCUGGAUCUGAAUGAUUUAAAAGUGACUCAUCCUUUAAUACGGCACACAUUUGAAAUCAGCAGCUGUAAAAGACCUUGAGAUGUUAUUUUAAAAUGUCUAGCUGAGCAAAAAAAAAAACAGAACUCUGAAACUUAGUUUAAUUUGGAGCUCAAACCUGUAGGCCCUUUAGCCCUCCAGGUGUGCAGACACCCCAAACCUAUCUCCAUAUCUCAGCUCCUGGUCGUCUUUCUCAAACUCAUAUCUGCAGAGUGCUACUGACAGCCCCUACUGCCUGCAGGCACAGUACAGAAAACCCAUUCUGAAUUUGGUUAGAAAAUACUUUUGAAGUAUAUUGCCGAUAAGAUGCAGCAAUGUAUUUAAAAACUUUAAGAAGUCUGAAUAUUUUCAGUCCUUGUCCAUUUCUGGUCUGUGAUGCCCUUGUUUGGGUUACAAAGUCAAAUGUCUAUGUAGAGUUUUAUAAGGUCAUAAAUGCUAGGGUUACCAGUAUUCCCGCUACUGUUAAAGGCUGUGUAAAGCAAGUUGUUAAUGAUGGUAAGGUACAGAAGGACUGUUCACUGUGUUGGCAACACUGAGAGGAACUGAGGGUGCACAGAAUUGUGUUUCUUUUAGCCUACCAGAUAUUUCCUGGGGUUUCUGUUGUUUUCGAACUGAAUACCAUUUUCGUUUCAUGAUUUGAUUUAUUUUUUCUUUCGAUUGUACAGUAUCUUACGCCUGCAUUAGAGAUGUUAUUUUUUAAUGAACUGAUUUAUUAGUUGAAUAAAAGUGUUUUCCAUUUGAAAAAAGUCUUUUAAAAUAUAGAAGUUCUCUUAAAAUCCCCAAACUAGUUUUUCUUUUGCUGUAAGGAGAAGCUUAGUGUAUUGUGCUGUGUUUAACGGGGCUUGUAGGUGUGUUUAAGAUUAAGCAUACCCUUUUAGUGUGGGGAAUGUGGCUGUGUAACACAGUGUUCUUAAGGAAGAACAGAGAGAGAGUUUUUGUCCACCGCUUGUCAUUCCAAUGUAGAAGGCAUUAGAACAGUAUGAUCCAAGAUGCAUGUUUUUUUACUUAGGGAAGAUUCUUUAUAUAAAGUCUUUUUCCAUCAGUAUCAGGAGAGGAGAGGAUAACAUAGGAGAUUUCAAUGUAAUUUGUUCGUUUUCAGAGAGACGAAGCUCUCUAUCUUGUUUUGAAUAUGAGGUUCAGCUGAAGGAGUAUCAAUUUGUAAUCUACUCUGAAGAUUCAGCUUCUAUUGUUGGGUAUUUUUAUUAGCUGAUAUAUAAAUCUAUCGCAUUGCAGUUGCAUGUUGAAACACAGCUGGUAGUGAAAUUCAAUUGUUGUCAGGGCUAUAGAAAUGGGAUAGUGACUGGGGAUUUUUUUUUUCACAAGGCUUUUGCAGAUAUUGACUCCUUGUCUGCAAUAUUCGAAGGAGCUUCUGUGCGCAGUUCUACAGCUGGAAAGAAAGAUCCUUCUUAUGCCCAGGUCUGUCAGUGUGCUUGCUUGUAGAGGAGUACAGGAGCAUGGUCUGUGAGAUGGAAGUUGACAGCUACACAGAAAAAACAGGUUUCGUUUCCUUUUGAAGCGGCAGCCUAGUUGCUGUAUUCUGUUCUUCUGCCUGUGGCGGUCUUUGUCCCUGUGCAGUGCCGCUUCCUAGGCCUUGAAGGAAAUACAUAUCACAGCAUUUCCAGAAACAUGGAGAGAGAAUGAAAAUGUGGUCUUCGGCUGCUCCCUGCACAACCACUGAAGUAAACUUUUUGAACUCGCUUUUUGGUGCCAUCUUUUUCACAACUCGAACACCUUCAUUAAUACUGAUUGAGCGCAAAACGAGAGGGGGUCUAUUGUCUCCAGGCCUCUGUUCAAUAUGCCAGGAUGAGCGUCAAUAAGAGAACAUUGAUUUUAAGGCGGCUAAGGGAGUAGACAGGCACCCCCGCUAUUCCUGUAGCUGUGAGUGACAGCAGGAGCCCCCCUCAUUGCUGCCUUUCAAGAAGAGACUGAAUCAAUCUGUCCAGUCUGUCUCUUAACCCCCAAGGCUGCUUGAGUGAGUGAGCGAGUGUGUGCUUGCUAGAGGAGAGGCCCUCUAGGGCAGGAGUGUUCAGCUGUCUUCACCCGUAGCAAGUCCCUCUCACCAUGCCUAACGUGGUCAGAGAACCACCUGCCUCUUUUUGGCAUCAUCUCAUUCUUCCAGCAUUUUCCAUACCAUUAAAGCAGAUCUUUGUAUCUAAAUGAUGGAGCACUUAUGACAAUCUGUUCUGUUUUGUCUUUCCAAACAGCUUUGAAUUUAAAUAAAAUUUAAGUUUUAAAUUUAAACUUACUAAAACAUACUUAUUGAGCUUUCACUUUUACAGAAGUGUUUUCCCCUGACCCAGUGUAUUCACAUUCGCUCAUUUGAAGUUCACAGUACUGGUUUACUCUCACUUUCCGACCCAGAGUGUGGCUGCAGUCAAGUUCCCCCUCAGUCUGUUACCCACACUGUUAUUGCUGGGUCUCACCAGGUAACCAUGUUAUAUAAGUCCAGAGAAACAGAAGUAAAAGCACUUUGCCUCUAUGGUCAGAUGGGAGUGAGGGAUUUUUAAAGAAUGCAGCUUGAAGUGGCAGAAUAUAUUCCUAGGAUCCAAUUAUAUUUAUAUUGUUGUGAUUCGCAAUACUGAGGUCUGAUUUGACUGCUGCAUACUUAACAGGUUUGACAUUAAGCUUUUUCAAAAAGCUCAGUAUCUCAGCCUAUACUGUAUAUGCAAUAGGACUGAAUGGUCUUUAUUGUGUGCGUGCAUUACUCCACUCUUCCCACAAUCAUUUCCUCCAUACACUGUGUGCGAUAAAACACUUUGUUUACAGCCAGGAAUGUCAAAGAUGACUGACGAUCCUUUAAUAGGUUAUAAAUCAUCAUUCUCCUGACUGGAUGCUGUAUUGCAGAAUGAAAUGAUUCGUUUUUUUUGUGAAAGCUUUUUGUUUUUCCUUAUUAAGUAUUUCAGACUGACAAACCUGUACUGCUGCAUUCUCAUGUAUCUUCCUGUUGUAUAAUUUGUGCAAUACUGUAAGAAAAACUGAGAAUAUACUGUUACAUAUAAUUAUAAAUAUAUACUAAUUAUAAUAAUUGCUACUAAGUUGUAAAAUGUAUUAUAGAGUGAUUUCGUUAUAAACUAGGAGGUUGUAAGAAGAAAAGAAGUCAAUCAGAAAUGCACUUUAAAACAUUGCAGCUGGCGGGACAGUGACAAAUGCAUCAGACUGCAGCGUGGUCUCUUGUGUUCUGCUGAAAUGAUCUUUGUUCCCUGUCAGGCCCACUCUCCUUGAGGCGAGAUGUAGAACGUAAUAAAGACUGCACAAACUCU